CGGCUUUAUAAUAAAGAUUAAAACCGAUGAGAUAUGAAGCAGAAGGUUUUUUGACGAAGGAACAUUUGCAAACAAAGUUUGCGGACUUAUGGGGGAGAUAAUACCUCAAUGUAUGCUGGUGUUCCUUUAAUUUGUAUUCCAAAAUAUGGAGAUCAAAAAUAUAAUGCUUCGAUUGUCGAAUCUAAAGGAGUUGGCAUUUAUGUGGAUUAUGAACAAUUAAAGGGCUCUACUGAUGAACAAUUAGAGGAUUCUACUGAAUCUCUCAGAAGCGCUCUUUAUCAAAUAUUAUAUGACGAGUAUGGAAAUUUUAACAGUAAAUAUAGUAAGAAGGCUGAAAAGAUGAGAAAGAAUAUUCUUCGAAAUUAUGAACGUGAAACAAUGAAAGAUAAAUUUUUGGGUAAAUUUUAGGUGGUAUAUUUUAGUGAAGGAAUUUGUAUAGCAAAAGAAGAAAAAAUUGGAAGAGAUUUUUUGG
Meloidogyne enterolobii is the source of this 472-nucleotide messenger RNA. The record is from the annotation of a GenBank genome assembly. Lineage: Eukaryota; Metazoa; Nematoda; Chromadorea; Rhabditida; Meloidogynidae.